Messenger RNA from Paramormyrops kingsleyae, 1944 nucleotides. NCBI's taxonomy places the organism in Eukaryota, Metazoa, Chordata, Actinopteri, Osteoglossiformes, Mormyridae. The record is from RefSeq and is a predicted model, not a curated record.
UAAGGAGAAGUGUGGAGCCAGCGACUCUUACACUUCCGGGUCGGCUCUCUCCUGCUCCAGGUGCAGAUCAUUACACUCACCGGCUGGGAGGAAGACCAGCGUUUUGGUGCUUGUGAGGAUGGAUGAUGACGAUUUUGGGGGAUUUGAGGCUGCCGAGGCGUUUGACUGCGAGGAUGAUGCUGCUCAGAUCCCCGUGUCCCCCGCCAUCCCUUGGGCGGCCUUCUCCUCAGUUCCAGGCCUGAGUGCUCCUCCGGACAUCCUUCUGGACCAACACCCUUCAUUCCAGGCGGACUCCCAGGAACCUACACCACCUCCUUGCAGUCCCCCAGACCAGUGUGCACAGACUUGCUCCAGCGACGAUGCCUCGGCUCAGGACCAGGGUGCUGAGUCCAGAGACGCCCCCGAUAUCCCAGGAGGCUUGGAAACCCAUGGCCAGAUGCAGCAGGCUCUGUCCAGCCUGAAGACCAAGCUGAUGGUCAGCGAAGAGGAGAAGGUUCGCAUACAGCAGGACCUGGAGGAGCUGUUGAGCACGCAGGCCGAGAUGGAGGAACGGUUCAAGUCGGAGAGACGCACAGAAGCCGAGUCUCAUGAGCGACGCUACGCCGAGCUGCGGGAAAAGCAUGACGGAGCCCUCGAGGAUGUGAGGAAAGCAGGACACGAGUCUUUGGCCAUAAUCGUGGAGGAAUUUAAGGCACUGACCAAGUCAGCAGUCCUGCAGCAGCAGGAAGUCAGCGAGAAGCACCUUGAAGUGGCCGUGCAGAAGCAGCAGGAGAAGUGCGAGGGGCUCCUCGACGCACAGCAUCAAAGACUCUUGGAUCUUCUCGACGCUGAGAGAGAUGCCUUAGAAGAGAACGUAAAAGAGACUUUGAGUCAACAAGCCCAGCAUCAGAAGGAGUUGCUGGAAAAGUGCUUACAGGAGGAAAAGCAGAAGGCUCAAGACGCAGUCGAAGAAGCUAUUAAGGCCCAAGAGGAGCGGAUGAAGGAGGCGGUGCUGGAGGCGGUACGGGAAGAGAGGAGGCGGGCAGAUGAGCGGUGGGCAGAGCAGAGGACGGAGUGGGAGGCGGAGCGUCUCAGGGACAGGGAGACGCUCGCUCGGGCCAUAGAGGAGGCCCUGACGGACCAAAGGAGGAUCAGCAAGGAGGCAGUAAAGGAGGCUAUAGCAGAAGAACGACAAGCAGGGGAGAGGAGACUUGAGGACAUCGUGUUGAAGGUUCGAAAUGACCUAACUGAAUUUAUGAAGGAGCAGAAAAACCUGGAGCGCGCCACGCGCCACAGGAACCUGGCCAGCCUGGAGCUCUUCCUGUCCUGCGCUCAGAAGCAGCUUUCAAGCCUGAUGCUGGACGGCACCGUGGAGGACGAGGGCAGCCCGGACACCUCCGUCAGCAGCCCCUCGCUCUGACGGUCAUGCGGAGAAAUGGAGGGGGGGCAGAUGUGCUCUCUUUGAGUCGGGAUCAGCCACAGAGAAUCGCCUGCUGUGGACUAUGUGCACUGCCCGUGGCUGAGGACAGGCUGUUUCUGGGUUUGCGUCCUGGGUUAAUUACAGGCCUCCGCUGAGUCCUGAGCAUGUGUGAUUCUGCUCCUGUCCCACGCCAGCCUUCUCCCACCAUACUGCAUCUCCUCUGUCCUUAUCCACACCCCUGGGAUUCCCCCCACCCCCAGCACCCUAUAAUCGGAGGUGAGCUCGGACCGCAGCCUCCGUCCUGGGAUCACCUGUCAUAAGGCAUGAUGUCCCUCCGAUUGCCUCUGAUUGUGCUUUCUUAAAAAAAAAAAAAACUAAAAAAAAAAACAGACUAUAACAAUCAGUGACGCAGUGGUCACUUUAACAAUGUAAUGGAAAGACCAGCACUCCCUAACUUGACCAGCAGGAGGAGAUCGCAUCAGUGAAUGUAUUGCAUCUAACUUCAGAGUGCCCUGUAUCCAACACAAAUAAACUUUGUGAAUGUC